AUUGCGUGUUACAUGCAGCGAGAGCGUGACGCUCAAUGCAGGCUCAGUGCUCGCGCAGACGUCGUCGUGGCCAGUUGUUUUUCCUCUUCGUUGUGUUACUUUGAUCUACGUGUGCGUGAGUUGUGCGCGUUGUGAAUCUGUUACGACGAAAAGCGGAGCAAAGAGAAUCCGGCCACGUGUGCGACGAACCCGGUCUUUAAACGCACGACAGCCAAAAUCUUCGAUUAGAUAGACAUAUUCGAAGAAUCCACAUUUGAACGUUGGACCGACAAGUCGAUCGUUCGUGUUUCCUUAAAGCUUAAUUCGAUACACAUUACAAUUGUCUGGAGCGUCCAUUUUUUUCUACUACGACGGAAAUUGGCAGAAUUAAAAAGAAAAGCAAACAUACAAAUAUUAAGAAAAUCACUGAGACAUCUCGAGACUUCGCAAAUCGGCACUUGAAGGCACUUAAAUAGCAAGUGAUAACAGAUUUAUAGUACCUGAUAUCUUACUUGUACAAGAAAAUCAUCGAGGAUUCGCAAAAUAAAUAAAUCGGCACGACUAAUCGUGGGAAUUAAUCUGAUAUCUGCAAAAGAAGCUGAUACAAGAUACGCAAAGUGUUAAUUUCAAUGUGAUUGCAAUCGCGCGAAGAGAUCGCGACUGAUACUCUUGGUAUCAACGAAUUUCGUAUCUUCAGUUUAUUAUCGCAAGAUUUCUAAUGAUAAUUGAAGAGAUCACAUUAAUACCGCAAAUUUUGUUUAUUGAAAAAGCGGAAGAAAGUGUUUUCCAUCGCGAAAGAGAAUUCAAACGUCAAAUAGAAGUGACACACGUGUAUUGAUAAUUGUUAGUUAACGUGUUAGUUAACUCGAUAAGUCAAUUGAUCGUUUUAUCCUGCUGAUUCAAGUGGUGAUUCGCGGCGAGUUAAUGCCGUGUGUAAGGACUGAUGGAUUCAACGAAAACCAAAUCGAAACCGAAUCCAAGGGAAAAGGCGAACAUUGUUUCGGUAUUGCUAUGGUGGUGGACCAUCAGUUUAUUCAAGACAGGCUACAGAAAAGUUCUAGAAACAGAGGACUUGUUUGAUCCUUUGAAAGCUGAUGAAUCGGGUCUACUCGGAAAUCGAUUAGAAAAACGAUGGAAAAUCGAAUUGGAAAAUUCGAAAAAAUGGGAGCGCAAUCCGAGUUUGCUGAGGACCAUUUUCCGCACAUUCUUGUGGGAAUACUCUAUUCUCGGAAUGAUGACUAUACUCAACGAAUUUGUGAUAAGGUUGGGCACGCCGUUGUUGCUAGGAGGUCUGUUACGCUACUUCCGGAAGGACUCGGUUGAAUCAUACGAGAAUGCAUUAUGGUACGCAGCUGGAAUAUGCUUAGCCACCGGCAUGAGCGUGUUAAGCGGCAAUCAAGCCAUUUUCGGAGCUUUUCACGUCGGCGCUAAAGUCCGGGUGGCCGUCUGCUCUGUGGUUUAUAGAAAGGCUCUCCGUCUGAGCACGACUGCGCUAGGCGAGACUGCACCGGGAAAGAUAGUCAAUUUAGUAGCCAACGAUGUUAAUAGAUUCGAUCUUGUGUCCAUCUUUAUCCAUUACAUGUGGUCGGCACCUUUGUCAGCUCUAAUCGUGGCUUAUAUUUUAUACCGGGAGGUCGGCUAUCCCGGUCUCAUCGGCAUUGCCGCCAUUUUCGUGGUUGUGCCAAUCCAAUCUUACACCGGUAAGCUAUCAUCCAAGUUCCGACUUCAGACGGCCAUUAAGACGGACGAGCGAGUUCGUUUGAUGGACGAGAUCAUUUCCGGGGUUCAGGUGAUCAAGAUGUACGCGUGGGAGAAGCCGUUUUGCGCGAUGGUCGAGCUAGCACGUAAACUGGAGCUACGAGUGGUCACCAAAAGCUCGUAUAUCCGUGGCAUCUACAUGACCUUCAAUCUCUUCACAACCCGGAUGGCGCUUUACUGCACUCUCAUCACCAUACUGAUGUUCGGUGAUGAACUCACCGUCGACAAGGUCUUCGUCGUUUCGUUCUACUUCAACAUGCUUGCGCAGACUAUGACCGGCAUGUUUGUGCGUGGCUUCGCCGAGCUGGCCGAAUGUAUGGUAGCUAUACGCAGACUUCAGGGUUUCCUCUUGUUUGAGGAGUUCCAGGGUACCAACAUCUCUAAACCGCCCUCCGAAUACCCUAGCCUCGAUUCAGAUGUCAAGCAGACUGCAGCCCACAAGCAGGAUCUGCCUUACAUCGACGAUGAUGUCGCGGAGGGAUAUGAGAACUUGGACGAAAAUAAUGAGUCCAAAAGACGAAAUGGAUUAAUGAUUGUUGUUAGCGACUUGUUAAAGAAUACUUACGACCUUAUUGAGGAAAAGAAGCAAACAUACAACAACGUGCACUGUGCCAUCAACAUAAUCAACGUAACUGCCAAGUGGGAGGCUAAACAAUCACUGAAUAUCUUGGAGGAUUUAAAUCUAGAGAUUGAGAAGGGCAAGUUGUAUGCUGUGAUCGGAAUGGUGGGCAGCGGCAAAAGUUCCCUUCUAUCCGCGAUUCUGGGUGAGAUGAGCCUGACAAAAGGUCAAAUCAGAGUCAACGGCAAUAUCAGCUAUGCCAGUCAAGAAGCCUGGGUGUUCGGUGCCACUGUUAGACGAAACAUACUCUUUGGACAGCCUUACGAACGUCAUCGAUACCAGAAGGUGGUUAAAGCUUGUGCCUUAUUGCGUGACUUCAAGCAGUUUCCGCAGGGUGAUCAGACCAUCGUGGGCGAACGUGGCAGCUCACUAUCUGGUGGACAAAAGGCCAGAAUCAAUCUGGCCAGAGCCCUGUACAGACAGUCGGACAUCUACCUAUUGGAUGAUCCUUUGAGCGCGGUCGACGCACACGUCAGCAAACAUCUGUUUCAUGAAUGCAUUCAAAGAUACCUAGCAGGGAAGACGAGGAUCUUGGCGACGCAUCAAUUGCAAUAUAUAAAGGGAGUGGACGCCAUUAUAUUGCUUGAACAAGGAAGAAUAAAAUACUUUUCGCAUUAUCAAGAUUUACUGGAGAAUCAUCCAGAGUACGGAGUACUCUUAGCAGAAGAGAAUGAAAUCGAUGAUUCGUCUCUAGAAAAGAGCAUGAACAUAAGGCGAAAAUUUUCCUGUAUUAGUAACCGAAGUCGUACUCCGGAAAUAAGCAGUGGCGGUACAGAUGACGAAGAAGAAGACGAAGAUAAGGAGGAGUUAAACAAUGGUCUCGAGGCGACGUCACGUGGUAUAGUUAAAGGCCCUAUAUUUAUCAAAUUCUUCCAAACUGGAGCCAAUUUAUACAUGGCUUCCGUCGUUCUAUUGCUAUUCAUCAUCACGCAAUUUAUUGUCAGUCUCAACGACUAUUUCAUGCCUUACUUAGUCAAUAUUGUGGAAACGCAAAGGUAUAUGGCCAAACUUCACAGAUUGAAUCAAACGAAUGACACUUUCGAGAACAUGGCGACAAAUCAUUCCGAUAGUAUUCGCUCUGACGAGGAGGACGAUUUGUCGUCGGUGAUGAGUUACAUCUACAUCUACACAGCCAUCGUGUUAGGCAUUUUCGUUGUUGGUAUCAUGAGAUCGCUGGUCUUUUACAAGACGUGUAUGACUUGCAGCCAGCGUCUGCACGACAUGAUGUUCAGCGCAUUAAUUCGCACAGGAAUGCGAUUCUUUGACACUAAUCCCAGCGGUAGAAUCUUAAACCGGUUCUCCAAGGACAUGGGCACUAUCGAUGAGUUGUUACCCAAAGCGUGCUUGGAUGCCGGGCAGAUGAACAUGAUGAUGAUAGGUUCGCUGGUACUCACAUGUAUAGUCAAUCCCAUCUGUUUGGUGCCCAUCCUGUUUAUCAGCCUAAUAUUCUACUGGAUCCGCAAAGUUUAUCUCAAGACCAGCAAAAACGUCAAGCGGUUAGAAGGAAUGGCACGGUCGCCAGUAUUUACUCACUUAAAUGCGACAUUGAAUGGUUUAACAACUAUCAGAGCGUACUGUGCUCAAAAUAUACUCAAGCAAGAAUUCGACAAGUUACAGGAUAUACACACGUCUACAAUUUACAUGUAUAUCGUGACUAGUACGGCGUUCGGAUUUACUCUGGAUGUAUUCUGUUUCAUUUUCAUUUCGCUCCUCACCUUCAGCUUUUUGCUAUUCAGUCAAUCAUUUUCCGGUGGCGAAGUUGGAUUGGCUAUCACUCAGGUGAUGGGAAUGACCGGGAUAAUACAGUGGGGAAUGCGGCAGAGUGCCGAGGUGGCAAAUCAAAUGAUGGCAGUGGAACGUGUGCUCGAAUACGUCCAACUUCCGGCAGAAUCAAAUCUGAGGGACAGAGGAAAAUACUUGAAGAAGAAAGAAAAGGAAUCUCUAGCAUUGCCAGACAAUACACCCAAAGGCUGGCCCGCAAAUGGUUGCGUCGUAUUCAAGGAUGUUUUUAUGCGUUAUGCGGACGAGGAACUGCCUGUUCUUAAAGGCUUGAACAUAAUAAUCCAUCCCGGGGAGAAGGUUGGUAUCGUGGGAAGAACAGGCGCUGGAAAAUCAUCACUGAUAGCAGCUCUGUUUCGAUUGGCGAAAGUGGAGGGAAUUAUUGAGAUCGAUGGGACAAACACUGGUUUGAUCGCCUUGGAGGAUUUGCGACGUAAAAUAUCCAUCAUCCCUCAAGAUCCUGUAUUAUUCUCAGGCACUUUGAGACGUAAUCUGGAUCCUUUCGACGAAUUCCCCGAUAAUGAUUUGUGGGAAGCGCUCGAAGAGGUUGAAUUGAAAGACGCGGUCGGAAUUAACGGAAAUGGUUUAAACAGUCGCGUGUUUGACAGAGGCAGCAAUUAUAGUGUCGGUCAAAGGCAAUUAGUAUGCUUAGCGCGAGCCAUUCUGAGAAACAAUCGUAUACUGAUGCUGGAUGAGGCGACUGCGAAUGUUGAUCCACACACCGAUGCUCUUAUCCAACGCACCAAGAAAAAGUUUGCGACUUGUACAAUGCUUACAGUGGCGCAUCGAUUAAACACUAUAAUGGACAGCGAUAAAGUUCUGGUCAUGGAUAAGGGUCGUAUGGCUGAAUACGAUCAUCCUCAUAUAUUAUUGCAAGACUGCUACAGUCAAUUCACGUCGUUAGUAAGAGAAACCGGUUCAGGUAUGUACGAUCAACUCGUCAAAGUAGCUAAGCAAUCGUACUUAGAUAAAUAUGGAGAAACAUGACAAAGCAUUGGUAUAUUUUUGCAAGGAAAUCUUUGUUAAUUGAUUUUUUCAAAUUUCCGCUUUUUAAAUUCAAUCGAGGUAAAAUUAGCAUAUCGUUUAACGUCUAUGAUAUACUUUUAAUGUAUAUAUACAGAAAAUCUCAAAGCAGAAAAUUUCACUUAUAUUAUUUCUACAAUAGAGCUGGUAUUGUUGUAUAUGUAUGUCUUUCUUCUUCGGAACAUUUUUAUGUAGACACGAUACUUCUCCUAAGUAUUGUAAUACGCGAUGUUAAUGCAAAUUUAGAGCGUUUACAGAGAUUCAUAUUUUUAUAUGUCAUAUAUAUAGAUAUAUUUAAUUAUCGUUUUGUUAAAUUAUUUUCAUUGAAAUGUCAAGUUCUUCCAUAUAAUAAUGAAAGCCACAGUACUAUUAUAUUUUUUUUAUUCUAAUGGUAAGGUUUCAUUUACUUGAAAAAAUCAUAAAUAUUUCUAAAUCUUUUAUGAUGAAGUGAGUGUAUAUCAACUAAGAAUUAAUUGUAUUAAUCCUUAGAUAACGCAAAGUUUAUUCUGAAAACAUAGAUUUAUAUAAGAUAAUAUUUGCACACUCUAAACAUUUGAUUGCUAUCUCAACAUUCAGCUGACGUAUACUUUGAAUCGUAAGAAAUUUUGUUUAAAAAUUGGAAGGUAACAUUGAUUUAACAAUUUAAACAAAUUAAUUUUAUUGAAGCCAAUAAAUUAGGUCGGAAAGAGCUUAAAUGGCACUAUAUGCUUUCAAAUAAAAUUAUAUCGAUUUUUCUCUUAA
Nylanderia fulva is the source of this 5899-nucleotide messenger RNA. Its product is annotated as putative multidrug resistance-associated protein lethal(2)03659. Gene Ontology annotation, biological process: transmembrane transport. NCBI's taxonomy places the organism in Eukaryota, Metazoa, Arthropoda, Insecta, Hymenoptera, Formicidae. Gene Ontology annotation, cellular component: membrane. Gene Ontology annotation, molecular function: ATP binding; ATP hydrolysis activity; ABC-type transporter activity. The record is from RefSeq and is a predicted model, not a curated record.